AUGAAAGCCAUUCACCAAAAGGAAAAAGAGUCCACAGCAUUGAAUCGUUCCAAACUUCUCUCCAUCAUUCCCAGAGAGUUAUUUAAACCCAAUGUGAAAAAGUAUGUCCUGGACAUGAUUCUCUCCUCUCUCACGUCCCAACUCAUGAUUCUUGGAGCAUGUAAGAUUCUUUCACUGACAGAGAGUUCAAUUUCUCCAUAUUGGGUCUACUCGGCUGGUCUUGUCAUGUGCAUACUCGCUGCAUUUCCUACCUAUAAGAGUUGUCUCUUCAUUCAUGAAGCAGUUCAUCAAAUACCAAACAUGCCUUUCAUUGCAUGGUUCUACAAUUUGGUCAAUGGUUUUGUGAAUCGAAUGCCCUUCUAUGCAUAUACUCCUCAUUUGCGACAUCACAUGCCAGAAAAUUAUGGAACACUCCAAGAUCCAGAAUAUGAUUAUCUGGCUUCGUAUUCAGUGGCAUUCAAUUUUGUGGUUGCUCCUAUCGUGAGUUCAUUUGCGAGUGCUGUUUUUGUAUUCAUUCGAUUUGGUUUGAUUCCUUUUCUGUUGCCUUUCGUUGGCUCCUCUGCACGAAAUUUCAUUUUCAGAUUUGCAAGUACAUUGGUCAUGAAUCCCAAAUACGAUCGAGGAUUACCAAUGAAUCAAACAGAACGUUGGAAUUGGUACUCUCAAGAUUUUGGAUGUGCCGUUUGGACAUGUCUCUUGAUGAUGGCAUUGCAUUGGAAUUGGAUUGGUGUGAAUUACUUGUUGGUGAAUUUUAUGGUCACAUUCUGUACCUUUUUGGUGAAUUAUUACAGAGCGAUCAUGGCACAUCGAUAUUUUGCAGAUGGUCGUUGCACAUUCACUCGAAAGCAAAUGAUUCUCGACUCGGUGAAUUAUGAGAAUGAUAGUUUUUGGAGUGAAAUGUUUUUUCCAUUUUCGUUGAAUUAUCACGGAUUGCAUCAUGUGUUUCCAAAUAUUCCUUAUCAUUCGUUGAAAAAGGUUCAUUCCAUUAUUAUGGAAUAUAUUGAGAAACAGGAUCCAAAUCAUCCUUACAAGUAUACAGUUGUGAAAAGUUAUUGGAAUGCUGUUGCGUUGCAAGCCAAUGGAGAAAUGUAA
Naegleria lovaniensis is the source of this 1092-nucleotide messenger RNA. RefSeq lists its product as uncharacterized. Gene Ontology annotation, biological process: lipid metabolic process. The record is from RefSeq and is a predicted model, not a curated record. The coding region runs from base 1 to 1092 and encodes 363 amino acids. Lineage: Eukaryota; Heterolobosea; Eutetramitea; Acrasida; Naegleriidae. The transcript has a single exon.